AGAGAGUCCAAUUCAGGAAGUCGUGUCUCUGACAUCAGUGGCAGGGCUGAGUUAGAGUGAAACCUCAAAAAUGCAGGGCGUGAGCCAGCUUGAGGGGAGGGAAAACAGAGGGAGCUUUUCUUACCGAGUGCAAACAAGGCAGCCCAGAGUCGGAAACGAACUGCCCAGAUGCUUAAAACAUCUCCACUUGGGAGGGGGUAAAGAGAGAAAAAGAGAAAGAAAAGAAAAGAAACCCUGGACUUCCUUCCAAAACUUUGAGCAGUGGUGACGCAGCUGGGCUUGAGAUCUUCUGAGAUCCUUGAGGGACCCUAAGAGAGCCGUCUGGCGAACUUGGAGGUUUUUUUCUUCCCUGGCUGCCUCCUCAACCUUCUCACCCUGACCUACAUUACUGUCUGCCAUCUGCCUGCUGGACCUCAGAGGACAGAAGUCAUCAGAGGAGCCUGGUGGCUUAGAUUAAAAUGUCCGGGUUCAUUCAUGACCCAACCAUUUCAAAAUGAAACCUAUGGAGUGAAAGGUGCUAUCUGCUGGGAUUUCCGGAUCUUCCUCAUCUUCUAUAAAGACAGGAGCCAGAGGAAGGACCACACAUCAAAGAGAGAGAGAGUCAAGCUGAGCCAGUGGAAAGGUGGUGAGCAGGAAGAUUUAAUCUGCCCUGAUUUAGUCAACUCCCAUGGAGAAAAUCAGCUCUUUCUUCAGCAGCCUCUGGAGCCUCAUCUACAGCAAACAUGAGCAGGGUCUCUUCAACACCAUCUGCCUGGGGAUUCUCCUGGGGCUGCCCAUACUGGUCCUUUUAGCCCUCUUCUUCAUUUGCUGCCAUUGCUGCUGGAGCAGGCCAGGCAAGAACAACGGGCCUUCAGAAAAGAACAAGAAGAAGAAGAAGAAGAAAGGUGAAGAGGAUCUAUGGAUCUCUACUCAACCCAAGCUUCUUCAGCUAGAGAAGAGGCCAUCAUUACCUGUCUAACAGGAGGAAGGAAGUAAAGGCAUCCUCCUCCUGAGACUUGGGAUCUUAGAUCCAGCCACCAAUGUCCAGGGAAGAAGAAAUCCAUGACAUGGCUACCUAGGUCCCCAGAGUGACUUCUAAACUAAAAAACUCCAAAGCUAGCAAACAAAACAGCCUGAGAGCCCUCAAGGCAAGCAGGCCUAUAUUUACACAUGCAAGGCAUAUUUUAGUCAAUCUGGCCUAGCCACUGUGGAUGUUCAAGAGAUGAGAAAUAUUUAACAAUACCUAUUGCAAUAGGUACAUGCACAUGCUCAUACCUACAUUAAAAAGGGCAAAUAGGGGCAGCUAAGUGGUGCAGUGGAUAGAGCACCGGCCCAGGAUUCAGGAGGACCUGAGUUCAAAUCCAGCCUC
Vombatus ursinus (common wombat) is the source of this 1348-nucleotide messenger RNA. Its product is annotated as KIAA0040 ortholog. The transcript is spliced from 4 exons. Bases 668 to 958 code for a protein of 96 amino acids. The record is from RefSeq and is a predicted model, not a curated record. NCBI's taxonomy places the organism in Eukaryota, Metazoa, Chordata, Mammalia, Diprotodontia, Vombatidae.